AAAGUGAGAAAGUUCUAUGGAUCAUCGCGUGCAACGUGAUUGUUCGCAACUGUAACGAACGCUUUUCCGGUUCGGUAAUCUUUGUAAAAGUUCACGCUGCUGGUUGUCAUGGAUCCCCAGAUAACGUUUUAUAAUACAAAUUAUUUUUCUUGUUAUUGCAUUAUUCUUAUAAUGAUUCUCUUGGUCUUCCUUGAAGUCCUAGUGUUUGGCCUGUUCAUCGCCCGACUUACCAAAUUAUAAUCCGCGAUAUAAAAAAAAAAAAUUAAUAUCAAUUGUUAAUUAAUAAUUUUUAAUUAUCGUUUGUCGUAAAAAUACUUCUCCGCGAACGCGGACUUGUGACAAGUCGUACAGUAUUGGAAAAUCAUAAACGUGCGAUGAGAAGUCGUUGCUUUAACCCGUUGAGCCCAACGAGGGCCGAACGAGAUUACUCUCGCUGUUAAGUAGUCGAGCUCGAGCAUUACAACGGACGGCGAGGGCGGUCCCUCAUCCUCUCGGCAGUUAGUCGAGUUACCCGGUUCACGAGAGAGCUCGCGCGACGAAUAGAGGCAUGCGGAGAUUCUAUCCGUCUGCAUCCGACACGAGAGGCCAGCUAUACUGCGUCAGUGUCCAGUCGUCGAAGGCGUUAAUCCUGGAGAGAUACGCGAGCGUAGACAGCAUCCCGGAAAGCAUGCUCGCCGCACGCCAGUACGACUGCUUCGCGGAGGGGCGCUCGUACGAGAGAAAAGCAAGAUUUUUCAAUCGUGCAACGCAAGAGACUUCCUUGGAGCUUUACCAGCAAUUUUUGCCCGCCACAAUGAAUCCAUUAAAAUCUCCACGCACCAGAAUAGACAUAAACCGCCAUUCCAUGCAACUUACAAAUAAGCCUCGAAAGCAAGACGAUCAACACUUCACGCCGAGGAAAUUUACCAUCGCCAAGAAGGUCCGAUCGUUUCCCGAUUCGAGUCCGGAUCACUUUCUGAAGCAGUUUCCUCCGGGAGGGAAACUGUCGCAGCAGCAUUCCAAGGACAAUUCGUUUCUCAAUCAUGUGGACACCUUGAACGAAUGUUCGAAACUGUACCGUCAAAGCCCCAUGGCCGCCAGUUCGCUGAGCUGCUCGAGCGAGAGCCGAUCGAGCUCCUCGGACGACAACCUGGCGAAUCAUUCGCCGGUCCAUCAGCUGGACACCGAUUCACCGGAUCAUUUCGAGUAUUUCCGAAUGUUCGAGGAUGCCAGCGUCGCGGAUGUACCAGGUCCGAGCUUCUCGGGCGGCUGCAGCUACCGGAGUGACGGCUGCCAAGCGGGUUACGAGACGUACGAGGAUUUCAACAUGAAUCUCCUGAAGAUCGAUUUGCUGGACGACAUUUCCAGGCGACAGUCACCCGUACGCGAGGGGUCCAGCCCGAUUGCUCAGGGGGAUGUGCUCAACGACUCGUUAUUAACGCUGAUGGCGAAAGAUCUGGAGAAGGACGAGAGCGACGUGAUCUUACCGCCGUCGCGAGAGCAGCGGACUCGCAGCCCGAGCAGUCAGAGAGAUCCAACCGAUGUACCGCUGAUAUCGUCGAUGUCGGAGGAGUUGGAAGUAGAGAGUGAGAUGAAGAAGGAAAAGUACUCGGGGCAGCAGUCACCCGCGAGCGAACAAUGGACUCGCAGCUUAAAUCUGGAGGACACGUCCAGCGUAAUCUCGAUAAUGAACAAGGACGAGGUGACGAAGGAAACGGAGGAGGAUUGUCCGCUCGAUCAUCGCUCACUGAGAAUCCUGAAGCCGCCCUACCGAUGCAACGAUCAUCCGUACACUCAAUUAUUUUACUGUCAGACUUGCUGCAAGGCGAUCUGCAAGGAAUGCUCCAGCCAAUGCGUUUACAAACACGUCACGGUGGAUUUUACAGAAUAUCUCGAAAUCGCCCAGCGUCAGGCUGAAGAGGUGCUGAUCGAGGCCUAUCUCGGAAUCGACGUUCUCGCGGACGAUAUGGAAAAUAUGGGAUUGGACAUUGCAGCGUUAGAUCAGAGAACCAGGGAGGCACUCACCGACGUAAAGUUCUUUUCGCGUAGAAUGUGGUCCGCGGUGGAAGAGAGGGAGAAGAAAUUAUUUAAACAAAUUGUGGAAACGCGUCGGUGGAAGUACGAGGUUCUCCACGAGAAAUACAUGAAUUUGAAGGAGGAUAAGACACGGCUGUCACAGGCCGUCAGUUCCCUCAAAUCUGCCAUACAUAACGCGCGAUCUUUCCCCGUAUGCAAUCCCGAUAAUCUUUUGCAGAGGAAAGAUAUGGUGUUGGCUGAGAUCUGGCAGAUUCGUCAAAAUCGGAAGGCGAAAGUGCGAUCUGUCCGAGAUGAAAAUUGGAUUUCCUUCAGAAGUUCCGAUAACAACGUGUUGUCCGUGAUCGCCAACGGGGGAAACGUCCUGGUGAACGGUCCGGGCACGAUCGGAGACCGUCUGCCGAAUCGCGAUUACAAAUCGUUGCAAUCGUAUUUCCCGUACGGUAUAAACGAGCAGAUGAUGCAGCCGAUUCCACGCGGUCGUCCGAUAACGGACUACGACCGUAAUAUCUGUCUCCCUAAUCGGAAACACGAGUUGCAAGUCAAGAGCACGGACGUCGUAAUUCUCGGCUAUUUCGGCGAGAACAAUCCCGACAAUCUCUGUCGCCCAUGGGGAUUGAUUUGCGACAACGAGGGACACAUUAUUAUAAGUGAUCGAUCCAAUAAUCGUAUACAGAUCUAUCGCGAGAACGGCACGCUGGUCAGGAAAUUCGGGAGCUAUGGAAAUGGCCCCUGUCAGUUCAAUCGUCCGGCUGGAAUCGCCGUCGAUGCCAGACGUCGUCUUAUUGUGGUCGACAAGGAUAAUCACCGUGUUCAGAUUCUGACAUUGGAGGGUGACUUUCUAAGAUCCUUCGGCGAGCAUGGCGAGAAACAGGGCCAAUUCUGCUAUCCGUGGGACGUGGCGGUGAACUCAGCUUGCGAGAUCGCGGUGACGGACACGAGGAACCACCGUGUCCAGCUGUUCAGUCCCGAGGGUAUUCCGCUACGCAUGUUCGGCGGCCAGCCGCAUCUGCUGCGAUACCUGGACUCGCCGCGCGGUAUCUGCUUCAACAACGAGGGCAAGCUGAUCGUCACGGACUUCAACAAUCAUCACAUACUGAUAAUUGAAUAUAACAUGGUGGAGAUGCGCAUACUCAAAUGUGAGAAGGAAUCAAAAGGCAAGAGGCAGGACGGGGAGACCGGCGAGAACGGGCAGAACGAGGAGAACACCCCCACGUUUCAGAGGCCCCAGGGCGUCAUCGCGGCCGACGACGGCAGUAUCCUCGUGGCGGACUCCCGCCACAAUUCGAUCAAGGCGUUCAAUUCGGUCGGCUCGUUGAUCUACUCCUACAAGCCCGGCCAGGAGGAGAUGGACCGUCCACUGGGUAUAGCUCUUCAUUGGGACGGUAGAAUGGCGUUCACGGAUUACGGCCGUAAUUACGUGCGCUUGGUAAAGCUCGAGCACCACAUGGAGCCGAUGGCGAGGAACGCUAUCAUGUUCGGUUGACGCCUCAGAAUCGCAGACGCGUUGUCCUGAUGAUUUGAUGGGAACAUCAGACAGCGAGGUUUCUAUAUUUGCGUCAUGCGUGAGCAGUAGCCGCGGUCGCCGCGGCGAAAGCUAUCGCAAUUUUUACAUUUGCAACGCGUGGUUAGAUUUUUGAGCCACCAAUGAAUUGUGCUAGGAGGUAUAAUUUUUUGCCAGAAAAACGAGAGAGAAAAAAGUCUCUAUUGGUGAAAAUAAUAAUUGACGAUGUACGAAAGAUAAAAGUUAAUGUUUUUGCGCGCGUGACGUCACUUCGUACAUGUUUUCGAUUCCACACAACACACACAGCAUACACACACACACUACACAUGUAUUGUCUAUCGUUUCAGAAGUAGACAUUCGUACGAAAGCUUAUUUUCGCUUUCAGAUUUUUUUCACUUCGUGGUAUGUGUAAUUAGUGAGGGAAUAUCGCCCACGUUGCAAGAACGCUCAAUUUUUUGCUCUCGAAAGAGUUUACCAUUUUAGUACAACUAUAAUGUUUAUUGAAAUAAUACGACUUUUAUCUUUAAUUAACAAUUUACGUUAUUAUUGUUAUUUAUUGCCAUUUUUUAAAUUGUACUAUAUGUAUUUUUACAAUUUUAUUGUGCAAUGCAUUGUAUAAUACUUACCUCCUGAUUGGAUGGACACACAAAAUGCUCAUGCAGCUCAGAUAUUUUUAGAUCUUUAUUCUCCAUCACGAACGAGCGACAAAUAGAUAUUGGAGCAAAGCGUUAAAAGAGAACUAUAAACGCUAUGCAUUUUGAAUAAUUAAAUGAUCAAACAAUCGAUCGACAGCGCACAGUUAAGGGUAGUAACGAAGGAAAUUGAGUUAUCGAUAAAUCCAGAUAUAAUCAUUUUAUUAAUGCAUCGUAUUUAUUAUUCAGAAGAUUCGAUCAUCGAUCGAACUAUCGUAGAUGCAUUUUUUUUCCAAUUUUAUAUAUGUUAUUUUAUACGACUAAUUUUGUUUGUUUUUACAAAAUUAAAUCAUGUAUUUAAUUAACUCUAAUUUCUUCGCGGAUUUGUAAGAUUCGCUUAUUUUCUAAAUUAUGCAUGACGCUAAUUAUUUUAUUUGUAAAUCCAAUUUCGGAAAAUAUAAAAGUAGAAAUUGCGAUAGGUUAAUUCAUGCAGUAUUAUAUAACUUUAUACUUUUAUAACAUUCAUUUAAGUGUGUGUCAAUAAAUUGUCAUCACAAUUGA
Messenger RNA from Wasmannia auropunctata (little fire ant), 4710 nucleotides. RefSeq names its product E3 ubiquitin-protein ligase TRIM71-like (gene wech). Gene Ontology annotation, biological process: proteasome-mediated ubiquitin-dependent protein catabolic process; protein polyubiquitination. The transcript is spliced from 6 exons. The record is from RefSeq and is a predicted model, not a curated record. Lineage: Eukaryota; Metazoa; Arthropoda; Insecta; Hymenoptera; Formicidae. Bases 548 to 3499 code for a protein of 983 amino acids. Gene Ontology annotation, molecular function: protein binding; ubiquitin protein ligase activity.